UUCAAUGUUUGACAUAAGAAUCCCCCAGAUGUCAUAGGUUAUGUAUCCAGAUUUUUCAGAUCCAGAUUGACUGUUGAAAAACAACACGGAAUUUAUUACUUGAUUACCACCGAACGAGAGAAAUGGAAGCAAAACCGAAAAGUGAACAUUUGUUAGCGUUAAAAGUUAUGCGGCUUACCAGGCCGACACUUGCUAGUCCAGUAAUUGUCUCUUGCGACUCGACAGAUCUUCCAGGUAACACACUCAAUAAUGAGCUUAAAAAUGACAACACCUCCCUCCAGGGAAUGGAGACCCUUGCUGUUGGCCAAUUCAUGAUGUUGCCACAGAGUUUUGGUAAUAUCUACUUGGGAGAAAUAUUCUCGAGCUAUUUAUGCGUUCACAACGGUAGUUCCCAAUUAGUUAAAGACGUGAUUGUGAAAGCUGAUCUUCAAACUAGUUCCCAACGAAUACCUUUGUCUGGUCAUAACGGUAUGCCUAAGGAACUAGGCCCUGAUAAUACAGUGGACGAAGUUAUCCAUCACGAAGUUAAAGAGAUUGGGACACACAUAUUGGUUUGCGAAGUUACAUAUACCCCCACAGUUUCUGAACCUGUUCCAUUAUCAUUUCGCAAAUUUUUCAAGUUUCAAGUCGUCAAACCACUCGAUGUUAAAACCAAAUUCUAUAAUGCAGAGUCUGACGACGUUUAUCUGGAGGCUCAAAUACAGAAUCAAACUGCCGGUCCAAUUUGUUUGGAGAAAGUAGCACUUGAGUCAUCCCACUUAUUCAAUGUAACAACCUUGAACACAAACUUGCAAGGUGAGUCUAUUUACGGGCGAGUGAAUCUAUUAGAUUCUGGAUCGAGCCGGCAGUACUUAUACUGCCUUACUCCUCAACCGAGCUUAACCAAGGAUCCAAAAAUGAUGCAUAAUGCAACUAACAUAGGAAAACUUGAUAUCGUUUGGCGGAGUAAUUUGGGUGAAAGAGGACGCCUACAAACGAGUCAGCUGCAGAGGAUGGCUCCAGAUUUUGGAGACUUGAGAGUAACAAUGAAGGAGAUACCACCUAUUGCGUACCUGGAAGAACCAGUGAACUUCAAAUGUCGUAUUGUAAAUACUUCAGAGAGAAAUAUGGAUAUAAUGUUGGGCCUAGAAUCUAAUAAGUCUAUAGCAUGGUGCGGAGUCUCUGAGACUGUGAUAGGAACUCUUAAAUCGGGAGCAUCAUGCGACAUUCCAUUGUGUUUAAUUCCACUCGACACAGGACUUGUUACUGUUUCAGGUUUGAAAUUAGUGGACACAUUUUUAAAACGCGUCUACGAUCAUGAUGACCUAGCCCAAAUAUUUGUACAUCAAGUCGACUAAUUAUUAUUUAUACUAAUAGAAAGUGUUACUGGAAAAGAGAUUCUAAUAUAAUAUUUGUUGUAUAAAUAUGUAAAUAUGAUCAAUAAUUAUUAAAUCUGAUGAUAAUUAUCUAUUAUGAAAGAAAGUUUAU
Molecule: messenger RNA, 1467 nt
Organism: Neodiprion fabricii
Lineage: Eukaryota; Metazoa; Arthropoda; Insecta; Hymenoptera; Diprionidae
Product: trafficking protein particle complex subunit 13
Exons: 10
Coding region: 123-1337 (404 amino acids)
Cellular component (GO): TRAPPIII protein complex
Source: RefSeq, a predicted model, not a curated record